ACCGUGUGGCUGUGUGGCUGGCCGUUACUAGACUGCUGUAAAAGGGGAAAUGUAUUUCAUAAAAGGCCCAAUGUUCGUAGUCUCCUUGGGUUUUCUGUUGAGCUUUGGAAACCCUGAGGUGUGAUCCGCUUUCAGCCUUCAAAACUGAGAUGAACUGCCCUUGAGAGGGAGUAGUCAGGGAGGAAACAUGUUCACCCUCUCUCUGCUGAGCCGAGGACAUGGCAAGUUGGUCCAGAACAAACAGAAGUUGGAAGUCUGUUUUGAACCAGAGGACUAUUUGAACUGGAAGUCCCCGGAAGACUACGUCCUGGUCAGCAAAGCCCAGAAUGGGGACAGAGCCAGCCAGCACUCCUGGAACCUCCUUCUUCCUAAGACCUUCAGCACGAGAAAGGGGGCACUGAUCCUCUACUCAGAAGGGCUAGCUGUGUCAGCAUGGACACCCGGAAAAAGGAGAAAGGGUCCCAGAAAGAAGCCGGACCAUGAACUGCACACGCUUCAAGACCUCAAAGAAGCUAUCUUGGCAUACGGAAGGAGAAAGAGGAAGCAGGACAGCGCCUGGAGACCUUACCUGUACUUCCGAAGCAAGCCAGAGAGCCAGACCCAACGGCAGAUCCAGCCUGGGUAUUCAGCCAAGAGAUACCUCCGAGGCCUUCUGCGGACCUGGCCCCCUGACACCAUGUACAGACUCCAGUGUGCAGGACACAUCAAGGACGCUGCGCUGCUCCAGGUUAGUCAGCUUGGGAUACCCAAGAAUCUCAGGCCACAGCAGGACCUUUCAGGUGUACCCCCAAAAUACCAUCUCCUGCCUGUCAUCCCUUCAUUUUGGAUUCAGCAGCGAUCAUCUUAUGCACAAGGUCUGGAUGAAGGGGAAAUUGGUACACACAUGGACCAGGGUUCUGUUGCUCAGAACCAAAGCAAUCGGGAGACUCACCACCUGAUGUCUCUCAGGAAGCAGCCAUGGCCGGAAGAUGAAACCCGGGCCGAGGACGCGUUGAGAGAGAGCCGCCUCCGUGUCCACGCUUCAGAGGAAAGUCACAAUAGAAAGAAUCAGCAAGCCUCCCGGAAGGUCCUUGGGUGUGCCUCAUUCAGUCACCCUCAGCUUCCUAGUGACAAGUCCCUUUUCACCUUCCACUGUGGAGCCUUCCCAGACAAACAAGGAAACAUGAAACCCACCAAGGCCAGAGGUAGCUGCUUGUCACAGGAGCCUCUUGUUAAAAGAUGCCUUUUCCCUCAUAUAGCAUCUGCCAUUGGCUCAAAACAAAAUACCCUUGGGGAAACAAAGAAAAAGAAGGCACCAAGGGUUCUGCAGUUACCUCCUGUUUCAGAAGAACCACCCAGAGCCCUCAAACCCCGGAGGAGCCGAUUUAAAGGCAGUGAACUCCCAACGGAGCUCUUCGUUAUCCCGAUGGAGAUUCAUUUUCACACCCCACAACCCCCACAAGAAAAGGCCAGCAGAAGAGAUGCUCAGCACCUCAAGUCAGAACCAGAGGAAGCCACACCCUUAUGGAGGCCUCCCAAGAAGCAUCGGUACUUAGAAAGGCCAAGGGGGAUAACGGUGCAUCUCCCAGUGGACAGCAGCCAGGACACACCCUCACCUCAAGGUAGUUCCUCUCUCCCUUCAACACCUCACAAGGCGAGGCACAGAGGGGUCCUCAGCGGAGAGAAAAGAGGCCACCAGGGAGAAGAUGGUGAUGUCCUGGCCCAGAGCGUGAAUCAACCCCUGGGUCUCCUACCCCCAGUUAAAGGAAAGAAAAGUCCGGAGAGCCAGAGACACAUGGACAGAACAUCAGGCUCCAGUAGUCCCACAGGUGGCCCUAAUGAGAGGCCCCCGCCAGUAGGAGCAGAAGACUCCAGAGAGCCUACACUGAGACCCUUCUUGCUGAGUCCAGAUGGUGACAACGUCUGCCUGACCCUCCCAGGGCUCAUGGGAACAGAGGCGCUUCCACUGGGACAAGUUUCAGGUCUGCCGACCUCAUCCUCUUCAGCUAUAAAAGCAGCAUCGUGUAAACUCAUUUUCAUCUUGGCUAACAAGGACAGCUACAAUUCUCACCCCGGGUGA
This is a messenger RNA of Rattus rattus (black rat), 2059 nucleotides long. Its product is annotated as KIAA2012 ortholog. The transcript is spliced from 12 exons. Lineage: Eukaryota; Metazoa; Chordata; Mammalia; Rodentia; Muridae. The record is from RefSeq and is a predicted model, not a curated record. Bases 188 to 2059 code for a protein of 623 amino acids.